This is a messenger RNA of Corylus avellana, 545 nucleotides long. Its product is annotated as Chaperone DnaJ-domain superfamily protein. Gene Ontology annotation, cellular component: nucleus; cytoplasm. The record is from RefSeq and is a predicted model, not a curated record. NCBI's taxonomy places the organism in Eukaryota, Viridiplantae, Streptophyta, Magnoliopsida, Fagales, Betulaceae. Gene Ontology annotation, molecular function: protein folding chaperone; protein-folding chaperone binding.
ACCAUAAUCAGGACGUUGAUCACGAACUACAAGCCUCCACCUGUCCGAGCAUUCAGACCCAAGAAUUUCCAAUCUCAAAAUAAAGGUUCCCAAAAACACGAAGAAGACGAACCUUCAGAAAUGCAGGGCGAUGAGGCCAGGGCCUUGCUAGGGUUCCCUCCCGAUUCUCGCCCUACCUUCUCUCAGGUUAAAGCAGCUUACAGAACGAAGGUAUGGGAGUCUCAUCCUGACCUUUUUCCAGCUCAAGAAAAGCCUCAUGCAGAAUCUAAGUUCAAAUUGAUUUCAGAAGCAUACUCUUGCCUGCUGUCUGGUAAUUCUCUUAUUCUAAGAAAGACCAAAGAGUUCAACAAAGUCAUGGUUUGCAAACUCCCAAAUGGACUAUAAAUGGACAAACUUGUGACUCUCAGUUUCUUGAUCUCAUAAUGUAGCAUAGUUCGCUCAAUAUGUCAAUAAAUUACAUUUUGAACUUUCGGAAUGAUGCAUUAUCUUAACCUGGCACUUUAUGCUGUUUCUGCCAAGCUGUUGAAAUGAACUUAUUUGGCUGA